CCUCUAGCGGCCAUUUUAGUUUAUCAGGCAGUGAAGCAGAGUUUCUGAAACCACCUGAGAUUCAUUAAUCACCGAUUUUUCAUCAAUCCCUCGCGACCUCGAGUGUGAUUUCGCCUCGUCUUUCAUGAGGCCUGAAAUUUCAAUGAAAUGACCAGCUGCGUUGAUGAAGACGUUUCCAUAACCAGCUCUUCGUCCAUUUCUGAUAAAGUCUGUGUGCACUGGGGAUGUGAGCUCAGUUCCAGCCAAACCACAGUAGUAUUCAAGGCAGAUGAUGAUCUUUUGGAGAACCAGUUCUUCAUCAAAACGAUAUGCCUCAGUGCACAGGCAAGUGAUGAGAUGCAUGUAAUUGCUGUAUCUGAUGGAGUUGGCGAGUCCAAGCCUGUCCCAAUUGCCACGCUGCGUCACUGUAUGCCCACAGUCAGCUUCCCUGCCUUGGAGCUCAUGCCACCUGUUACCUUCAGUCUGUGUUCAGGCAACGGGCCGGUGUUCAUCUCUGCGCAACAUAUUACACUUAAUCCUACUGAAAAUACAGAGGAGGAGGAGGAAGGAGGAAGGUUCUUGGCUGACGAUUUGACAGACUGAACCAUUCUCAAUCGUCAUUAUCUUGAUCAACUGUGUGGAUAAAUUUGACCAUUUUUUGAGAUCAAAAUGUACAGCUCGGAUCUGUGGGUUCAAACAUCAUUAUGUGUACUUAAAUGAAUGUGCAUGAUGGAUUAUGAAUCAGAAAAGCAAAGAAACGUGAAGCGAAACAAAGUCUUGGAGUAAAUUUAGGCAGCAGGCUUAUGUAAUGUAAUUUGUCUGCCUUUUCUUUUAGAACUAAUCAGAUACAGAUGAUGAACCCAUGGUCAAGUGAUUGAUUGCUGAAAUUAAUGAAUGUGAUGUAAAUGAGAGAAGAGCAAAGAUGAUUGCUGUAUUGAAUUCACUGAUGCAAUAUAUGAAAAGAAGCGGGAUUGAUAAUCUGUCUGACCCUGAAUAAUAAUGAUUUGUAUUGUUAAUAUGAUCAGUGUGGUGUGGUUUUUUUUAAGAAAAUGUGCAAUUAAAUGUCAUUUUUAUCUCUGAUGCAAAUCA
Messenger RNA from Pangasianodon hypophthalmus (striped catfish), 1068 nucleotides. It is a transcript of the gene npm2a, whose product is annotated as nucleophosmin/nucleoplasmin, 2a. Gene Ontology annotation, molecular function: histone binding; RNA binding; chromatin binding. Bases 148 to 582 code for a protein of 144 amino acids. NCBI's taxonomy places the organism in Eukaryota, Metazoa, Chordata, Actinopteri, Siluriformes, Pangasiidae. The transcript is spliced from 6 exons. The record is from RefSeq and is a predicted model, not a curated record. Gene Ontology annotation, cellular component: cytoplasm; nucleolus; nucleoplasm. Gene Ontology annotation, biological process: chromatin remodeling.